AUCCCCAAUAUAUUUGACACGAAUUUGCCGAACAAUAGCGGCCAAGAAGUGGUCACUGACUGCGCGUUCAGGCGUUUACCGAAGUAUACGAUCGUAAAGCAGUUAUACGAACCGCAAGUGUUGAGUUCUAUAUCGGAUCGUAAACUCCUCAAGUCGUUCACACUCUAUGAGGACUACUUUCCCGACAUAUACUGGAAUCUGACGGAGAUUUUGACCAAAAAUCAGAUGCAAAUUCAGCUGCGGUUCAGUCAUACGGCCGAACCGGCGGCCAAAGACUCCGUACCCGAAGCCCUGUGUAUAGAUGUGAACCACAUUCGCGUCUACACUCACUCGGCUGGAGGUCAGGUGUGGUGCCGGCCGUACGACGUGAGCCAAUACUGUCGAUUGGGUCUCAACAAUAUCGAGUUCUUCCUCUCCUCCGCAAAAAGUGAAUACCUUUUACCGACACUUUUUGAGGUCAGUAUCGUUACGCUUGUCUGCCUGGUUAGCAAACAGCUUAUAAACUGGCGGCUAAGGCCCGUGGCCACCUGGCGGCUGCUCUGAUUUCGCAAUUAAUUGGCUUUUAAACCGGUGUUAAGUCUACUGCUGCCCUAAUCACUAUUGGAGGACUCAAUACAAGUGUCACUCAUGUGUCCGGUAAGUCAACGCCGUUUGCGAAUCCCGUGCCGGACAGUCACGUGUCAGCACAUCGAGUGCUUCGACGGUCAGUCAGUAUUUGCAGUCAACGAAUGGCGAUCGGAGUGGUUGUGUCCCAUAUGUCAGGCGCCGGCCGACACGUCCCACAUCCGAGUGGACACCUAUUUUGAGGCAGUUUUGGCCAAAACCUCGGAGUUUGUGACCACUAUUUGUGUCAAAAGUGACGGCAAUUACGUAAUCUGCGGACGUUUUGACGGACAAGUGAUGCAAUUGAUGGACGAAGAAGUGAUGGCCAGCAGUGGUAAUAGCGAUGACAACGAUUGUAUUUCAACGGAGCGAACGCUUCCUAAGAGUACGGACAGUCACACCACAGCCAAUGAGCAGCCAAUGACCGACACAACAACACCACCGCCGCCACAGACACCCACACCGACGGCCACUAUCACCACCUGGUCCUCCGCCGCCGCGGCCGACACGUGUCAACGACUCCAUCAGCUGAUCAACAACUUCACUAUAUGUGAGCUCAAAGAGGUCCUAAAGGAGUUCCGGUGGACGCCUCACAGGAAGAAUAAGGCGGGAGUGUUGUCACGGGUUCAUCAGCUGAUCGAUUGGCACAACAUUAAUGUCGACCGCCUGUCACUUGUGGUCAAUGAUAUACACGAACGCAAAGCCAGGCGGCGGUCAUCGGGGAAGAGGUCUUCGGCGGGUGGGCACUCUUAUGGACAGCCGAAGAGACCGAACGCACCGCAUAGUGGGAAUCACGCGGUCAUAUUGACACCCACUGGCCGUAUCUUUGUCUGUCCGCCGCCGCUGUCGCCCAUCGCCGAUACAGUUGACACCCAUUUGUCGAACAAUAGCGGCCAAGAAGUGGUCACUGACUGCGCGUUCAGGCGUUUACCGAAGUAUACGAUCGUAAAGCACUUACACGAACCGGAAGUGUUGACCACUAUAUCGGAUCGCGUGAUCCGCAAGUAUUUCACUCUCUAUGAGGACUACUUUCCCGACAUAUACUGGAAUCUGACGGAGAUUUUGACCAAAAAUCAGAUGCAAAUACAACUGCGGUUCAGUCGUACGGCCGAACCGGCGGCCAAAGACUCCGUACCCGAAGCGCUGUGUAUUGAUAUGAACGGCACUCGUGUCUACACACACACGGCUGAUGGCCAGCAAUGGUGUCGGCCGUACGACGUGAGCCAAUACUGUCGAUUGGGUCUAAACCACAUCCAGUUCUCCCUCUCCUCCGCAAAAAGUAAAUACAUUUUGCCCACACUUUUUGAGAUCAGUAUCGUUACGGAACUGACGGACCAAUCGUUUGUCGAAUAUUUGACCGCCGAUUCCGGGCACCGGUUGACCGCCGAUGAGACUAAAGCGUUGAUUGGCCGAAAAUGUGGCCACAAUUCAGGUGAUGACUGGAUCUGUGUAUUAGAGGACUCAAUACAAGUGUCACUCAUUUGUCCGGUAAGUCAACGCCGAUUGCGGAUCCCGUGCCGGGCAGUCACGUGUCAGCACAUCGAGUGCUUCGAUGGCCAGUCAUUAUUUGCGGUCAACGAAUGGCGGUCAGAGUGGUUGUGCCCCAUAUGUCAGGCGUCGGCCGACGCGUCUGACAUUCGAGUGGACACCUAUUUUCAGAAAGUUUUGACCGAAACCUCAGAGUCUGUGACCACUAUUCGCGUGAAAAGUGAUGGCAAUUACGUAAUCGGCGGCCGUUUUGACCGACAAGUGAUUGAAUUGUUGAACAACGAAGAAGUGAUGGCCAGCAGUGAUAAUAAUGAAGACAACGAUUUCACACCGCAGUCAAUGACCGACACAACAAUACCACCGCUGCCGCCACUAAGACCGAUACCGAUGGCCCACACCAUCACUACCGCUGGGUCCGCCACCACUACAACGCCCGCCGCGACCGACAAUUAUCAACGACUCCAUCAGCUGAUCGCCGAUUUCACUAAACGCGAGCUCAAAGAGGUCUUAAAGGAGUUCCAUUGGAGGCUCGGCGGGAAGAAUAGGGGGAUAGUGUUGUCAUGGGUUCAACAGCUGAUCGACGGGCGCGACGUCGAUGUCGACCGCCUGUCACUUGUGGUCAAUGAUAUACACGAACGCAAUAACUGGCGGCGGUUAUCGAGGAAGAGGUCAUCAGAUAAUGGUCACACUAAUGGACACCCGAAGAGACCGCAGAGUGGGAACUGCUUGUUGAUAGUGACGCCCACGCCUAUCAUUAUCUGUCCGCCGCCGCUGUCGCCGAUCGCCAAUCGAUUUGACACCAAUCUGUCGGACAAUAGCGGCCAAGAAGUGGUCACUGACUGCGCUUUCAGGCGUUUGCCGAAGUAUACGAUCGUAAAGCAGUUACGCGAACCGCAAAUGUUGACCUCUAUAUCGGAUCGCGAGAUCCGCAAGUAUUUCACUCUCUCUGUGGAAUACUUUCCCGACAUGUACUCCAAUCUGACGGAGAUUUUAACCAAAAAUCAGAUGCAAAUACAGCUCCGGUUAAGUCGUACGGCCGAACCGGCGGCCGAAGACUCCGUACCCGAAGGCUUGUGUAUUGAUGUGAACGACACCCGCGUCUACACUCACUCGGAUGAUGGACAGCAACGGUGUCGGCCGUACGACGUGAGCCAAUACUGUCGAUUGGGUCUCAAUAACAUCCACUUCUUCCUCUCCACCGCAAAAAGUGAAUACCUCUUAACCACACUUUUUGAGGUCAGUAUCGUUACGGAACAGACGGACCAAUCGUUUGUCGAAUAUCUGAUCGCCGAUUCCGGGAACCGGUGGACCGCCGACGAGACUAAAGCGUUGAUUCGCGGAAAAUUUAGACACAAUUUGGGUGACGACGGGAUCUGUGUUUUGGAGGACUCAAUACAAGUGUCACUCAUGUGUCCGGUAAGUCGACGCCGAUUGCGGAUCCCGUGCCGGACAGUCAAGUGUCAGCACAUCGAGUGCUUCGACGGCCAGUCAUUUUUCGCAGUCAAUGAAUUGCGGUCGGAGUGGUUGUGUCCCAUAUGUCAGUCGCCGGCCGACACGUCCCACAUCCGAGUGGACACCUAUUUUGAGACUGUUUUGGUCGAAACCUCAGAGUCUGUGACCACUAUUCGCGUGAAAAGUGAUGGCAAUUACGUAAUCUGCGGUCGUUUUGACGGACAAGUGAUACAAUUGUUGAACAACGAAGAAGUGAUGGCCAGCACUGGUGAUAGUGAUGACAACGAUUCAAACCCGUCGGACACUACCAUCGGAUCCAGUCUUCGGGCAAUGGAGACAACGGCCAGCGGUUCCAACAGUACGGACAGUCACACCGCAGCCAAUGAACAGCCAAUGACCGACACGACAGCACCGCCGGGACCGACACCGGGACCGACACCGGGACCGACCGCCACUAUCACCGCCGCGGCUGACAAAUGUCAAGUAUUGCCAUCAGGCAAGAGGUCAUCGGCCAGUGGUGCGAACGCUAACACCCUAUCAAUUGGUCCGUCCACUCACUUAACCCUGCACUCUAAUGGCGACGACGGCAGCGGACCGCAGCCGAAGAGACCGCACACUAUGGACCACUCGCCGCCCACUGUCCCCAUCAAUGUCUGUCAGUCGCCGAUUGCCAGUCCAUCGGACAUGAAUUUGUCGGACAAUAGCAGCCAAGAAGUGGUCACUGACUGCGCGUUCACGCGUUUACCGAAGUAUACGAUCGUAAGGCAGUUAUACGGACCGCGAGUGUUGACCUCUAUAUCUGAUGCCGUGAUCUGGAAGUCAUUCACACUCUAUGAGGACUACUUUCCCGACAUAUACUUCUUGGCGGACAAGAGUUUGUCGAAAAUUCUGGUCAAAAAUCGGAUGCAAAUACAGCUGCGGUUCAGUCGUACGGCCGAACCGGCGGCCAAAGACUCCGUACCCGAAGGCUUGUGUAUUGACGUGAACGACACCCGCGUCUACACUCACUCAUCUGAUGGCCAGCAAUGGUGUCGGCCGUACGACGUGAGCCAAUACUGUCGACUCGGUCUGAAUGACAUCCAGUUCUCUCUGUUCUCCAAAAACAAUGGAUACUUUUUGCCGACACUUUUUGAGGUCAGUAUCGUUAAGGAACUGACGGACCAAUCGUUUGUUGAAUAUUUGACCGCCGAUUCCGGGCACCGCUUGACCGACGACGACACUAAAUCGUUGAUUGGCCGAAAAUUUGGCCACAAUUUGGGUGACGACGGGAUCAGUGUAUUGGAGGACUCAAUACAAGUAUCACUCAUGUGUCCGGUAAGUCAACGCCGACUGCGAAUCCCGUGCCGGACAGUCACGUGUCAGCACAUCGAGUGCUUCGACGGCCAGUCAUUUUUCGCGGCCAACGAAUGGCGGUCGGAGUGGUUGUGUCCCAUAUGUCAGGCGUCGGCCGACACAUCCGCCCUUCGAGUGGACUCCUAUUUGCAAAACGUUUUGGUCAAAACACCGGCGUUUGUGACCACUAUUCGCGUCAAAAGUGACGGCAAUUACGUAAUCGGCGGCCGUUUUGGCGGACAAGUGAUUCAAUUGUUAGACGACUCGGAGACGGACGAAGAAGUGAUGGUCAGUAGCGUGAGGGCAGAGACGCUGUGGGAGAAGUCGAAGAAUAAACAUCUACUUCUGAAGAGAUUCCAUAGACUCAUCACUCGCUUCACCACACGUGAGCUCAAAGAGGUCUUAACGGUGUUCCACUGGACGUACAACAAGAGCGACAUUUGGAGGUUACUGUUAUCGCGCGUCCAACAGCUGAUCGACUCGCCCGACGUCGAUGUCCAACGCUUGUCACGCGUGAUCCCAUCUAUUCAUAAACGCAAAGCUCACCGCAAGGACCGCCGCCGGAUGGCCAAGAAGUCGGCCAAGAAUUAUCGCGUUAAUGGCGGACAACGACUGCGGCCGCCGUCGGCGAAGAGACAACGCGUGAUAUCACCACCGAUUGGGAAUCGCUCGGAGAUAACGCCCCCAAUUGUACACAAUAAUCACGACACCGAUUCCUGGCCUUUGCCUUUCCCUUUGCCUUACGAUACGUUGGACACAGAUUUGUUGCCACCCGCGGCCACCAGCGACCAGGAAGUGGUCACCGCCUAUGCGUUCAGACCGUUGCCGAAGUAUACGAUCGUAAAGCGGUUGCACGAGACGGAAGUGUUGCCCUCGAUCUCUGAUCGCGGCGUUCGAAAGACAUUCCUAGUCUUUGAGAAAGACUUUGCGGGCAAAUAUUGGCCGGCGGACAGAAAUUUGAAGAAAAUUUUGGCCAAAAAUCGGAUGCAAAUACAGCUGCGGUUCAGUCAUACGGCCGAACCGGCGGCCAAAGACUCCGUACCGGAAGCGUUGUGUAUUGUGGUGAACGGCGCCCGUAUCUACACCUAUUCCGAUGACCAGCAGUGGUGCCGGCCGUUCGACGUGAGCCGAUACUGUCGAUUGGGUUCUAACGACAUGUGGUUCAGUCUCUCCUCUAAAAACAGUGAAUAUGUUUUGCCCACACUUUUCGAAGUUAGUAUUGUUAGGGAAUUGACGGACCAAUCGUUUGUCGAAUAUUUGACCGCCGAUUUCGGGCAUCGCUUGACCGCCGACGAGACUAAAGCGUUGAUUGGCCGAAAAUUUGGCCACCAUUCAGGUGACGACGGGAUCAGUCUAUUGGAUGAUUCCAUACAAGUGUCACUCAUGUGUCCGUUAAGUCAACGCCGACUGAGAAUCCCGUGCCGGACAGUCGACUGUCAGCACAUCGAGUGCUUCGACGGCCAGUCAUUUUUCGCGGCCAACGAAUGGCGGUCGGAGUGGUUGUGUCCCAUAUGUCACGCGUCGGCCGACACAUCCGCCCUUCGAGUUGACACUUAUUUUCAGAACGUUUUGGCCGAAACACCGAAGUCUGUGACCACUAUUUGCGUAAAAAAUGACGGCAAUUAUGUAAUCGGUGACCGUUUUGGCGGACAAGUGAUUCAAUUGAUAGACGACUCGGCAAAUUUGAAACAACAGUUGCGGACAUCAAACCCGGUGUUGGACACAAUAGCAUCGGAUCCGGGCUCAGGCAAGUGGGCAGCGAUGCUGAGGGAUAAGUCAUUUUACAUGUACCCAUGUCUGGGGACUUUACACCAACUGAUCACUCGCUUCACCAAACGUGAGUUCAAACAGGUCUUAGAGGAGUUCCAGUGGACGUACACCGGGAGCGACAUUUGGCGGCCAAUGUUAUCGCGUGUCCAACAGCUCAUCGACUCGCCCGACACAGAUGUCUAUCAUGUGUAUCACGUGAUCCAAUCUAUUUAUAAACGCAAAGUUCGCCGUAAGGACCGACGGAUGGCCAAGAAGUCGGCCAACAAUGAUGGCGUUAAUGGCGGACAACCACUGCGGCCGCCGUCGCCGAAGAGAGAACGCUUGAUAUCAUCACCGAUUGGGAAUCUCUCGGAGAGAUUGUCCCCAACUGUACUCUUCAAUUAUGCCAUUGAGACACUGCCUUUGGUCACCGCCGAUAUUUCGGACACAGAUUUGUCGCCACCCGCGGACACCAGCGACCAGGAAAUGGUCACCGCCUAUGCGUUCAGACCGUUGCCGAAGUAUACGGUCGUAAAGCGGUUGCUCGAGACGGAAGUGUUGCCAUCGAUCUCCGAUCGCGGAGUCUUAAAGACAUUCCUACUCUUCGAAUAUUUUCCUGCGGACAUAAAUUUUGCCACAAUUUUGUACAAAAAUCAGAUGAAAAUUCAGCUGCGGUUCAGUCAUACGGCCGAACCGGCGGCCAAAGACUCAGUACCCGAAGCCUUGUGUAUUCAUUUGAACGGCACCCGUGUCUACACCUAUUCCGAUGACCAGCAGUGGUGUCGGCCGUACGACUUGAGUCAAUGGUGUCGAUUGGUUAAUAUCGUUAAGGAAUUGACGGCCCAAUCGUUCAUUUCAUUAUUGACCAGCGAUUCGGAAAACUGGUUGACAACCAAUGCGACCAAUGUGUUGAUUGGCCGCAGAGUUGGCCACAACGCCGGUGACGACGGGAUCAGUCUAUUGGAUGACUCCAUACAAGUUUCACUAAUGUGUCCGUUAAGUCAACGCCGACUGCGAAUCCCGUGCCGGACAGUCACGUGUCAGCACAUCGAGUGCUUCGACGGCCAGUCAUUUUUCGCGGCCAACGAAUGGCGGUCGGAGUGGUUGUGUCCCAUAUGUCAGGCGUCGGCCGACACAUCCGCCCUUCGAGUGGACACCUAUUUUCAGAAAGUUUUGGCCAAAACACCGGAGUCUGUGACCACUAUUCGCGUGAAAAAUGGCGGCAGUUAUGUAAUCGGCGGCCGUUUUGACGGACAAGUGAUUCAAUUGAUGGACGACUCGGAGACGGAUGAAGAAGUGAUGGCCAGCAAGCACGAUUGCCAAAACAAUAAUCAUUAUGAUCCGUUGAACACAACCCGUCGGACAAUGGAUCCAAUCUUCGGGAAGAUGUCAUCCUUACUCAAGACACACACACUAUGGCAGUCGACAUAUCUGACCGCAGGAGCGCCACCACCACCGGCGCCGCCACCGAUGCCCACUACCACUACCGCCGGGUCGGCCGCCACCACAAUGGCAGCGAUGCUGAAGUCGGGGGCGUUUGAUAAGUACCCACCCGUAAACACAGGGGCGCCACCGCCUACUCUACCGCCACCGAUGGCCACCAAAAUCAUCGCCGCGGCCGACAAGUGUCAACGACUUCAUCAGCUGAUCGACGACUUCACAAAACGUGAGCUCAAAGAAGUGUUAGCGGAGUUCCGGUGGAAGUAUAGCGCGGCGGACAAUAGGGCGGCGCUGUUAUCGCGGUGCCAACAGCUGAUCAACUCGCCCGACAUCGAUGUCAAACACUUGUCACACGUCAUCCGAACUAUAGAUAAGCGCAAAGCGAACCGAAAGGAGCGCCGGACGGCCAAGAGGUCAGUGGCCAACGGUGGUGUUAAUGGCGACCGACAGAGACCGCCAACACCUCAUCCAUCGAAGAAGAAGAAGAAACAACGCCUGAAUCCACCACUCAUUGCGAACCGCACGCAGAUAUUGCCCCCCACUGUACCCAUUGAUAGCGUCAACACUUCACCGCCGGUCGCCAUCAAUACAUCGGACACUCAUUUGUCGCCACCGCCGGACAUAAGCGGUCAAGAAGUGGUCACUGGCUUUGCGUUCAGACCGUUGCAGAAGUUUACGCUCGUCAAGCGGUUGCACGAGACGGAAGUGUUGCCAUCGAUCUCCGACCGCAGAGUCUUGAAGACAUUCUUUGUCAAUGAGAACGACUUUAAUGAUAAACGCUUUACUGUCGACACAAAUUUGCCCACAGUUUUGGCCAAAAAUCAGAAACAAAUUCAACUCCGAUUUACACAUACGGCCGAACCGGCGGCCAAAGAUUCCGUACCCGAAGCCCUGGGUAUUGAUGUGAACGGCACUCGUGUCUAUACCUAUUCCGCUGACCAGCAGUGGUGCCGUCCGUACGACUUAAGCCAAUGGUGUCGAUGGGGUCGUAACGAUAUACAGUUCUUCCUGUCCUCUAAGAACAAUGAAUAUCUAUUGCCGACCCUUUUUGAGAUCAAUAUCGUUACGGAACUGACGGACCAAUCGUUCAUUGCUUUAUUGACCGCCGAUUCGCGGCACCGGUUGACCAUCGAUGCGACCAAAGCUUUGAUUCGUCGCAAAAUUGGCCACAAUUCCGGUGACGACGGGAUCAGUCUAUUGGAUGACUCUACACAAGUAAGCCAACGCCGUUUGCGGAUCCCGUGCCGGACAGUCGACUGUCAGCACAUCGAGUGCUUUGACGGCCAGUCCUUAUAUUCUGUGAAUGAAUGGCGUUGUGAGUGGUUAUGCCCUAUAUGUCAGGCCUCAGCCGUCGUAUCCGCCCUAAGAGUGGACACGUAUUUUCAGGACAUUUUAGCCAAAACUCCCGCUUUUGUAACCACUAUCCGAGUGAAGAGUGACGGCACUUAUGUAAUCGGCGGUCGUUUUGACGGCCAAGUGAUACAAUUGAUGGACGACUCGGUGGUCGAUGUGGUCGACGACAGCAUCUCUAAUAGCAAUGACGGCGACAAUGAUUGUAAUCGCGAGAUCAAACCCGCCGCCCGGACAGCGCGUCCAUUACUGCAUCAACUGCUCCAUCAUUUGACCCAAUGUGAGCUUAAAGAGAUCUUAGAGGAGUUCCAGUGGACGAUCUAUGAGACCGACAAAAAGGGACAACUCUUGUCAUUUGUUCAUCAGCUGAUCGGCGCGCCCGACAUCGAUGUCCAACACAUGUCACAUAUCUUUUGCUCGAUAUUUGAAAGGAAAGGCGAACCGAAGUACCGCCGGAUUGCCAACAAGUUAUUUGAUGGCGUUAAUGGCGACCGACAGCGACGACCAACACUUCAGCCAAAGCAUCCGCAACGGCCAUCACCUCAACCGUCGUCGACGGGACAGCGCGUGGACUCACCAUUGAUUGAGAACCGCUCGGAGCCAUCGCCGCCCAAAGUACCCAUCAAUGACGCCAACACUUCAUCGCCGGUCACCGCCAAGAGAUUAGACGCCAAUCUGAUGCCACGGGUGGACACAAGCGUCCGAAAGGUCGGCACAGCCUUUGCGUUCGCAUCUUUACAGAAGUAUACGCUCGUAAAGCGGUUGCACGAGACGGAAGUGUUGCCCACGAUCUCCGAUCGUGGCGUACGAAAGACAUUCGGCCUCUUUGUGGACAACUUUCCCGAAGUUUUCUCUGCGGACAGCUAUUUGUCGAAUAUCUUAAUCAAAACCCGAACGCAAAUACAGCUGCGGUUCAGUCAUACGGCCGAACCGGCGGCCAAAGACUCCGUACCCGAAGCCCUG
This is a messenger RNA of Medioppia subpectinata, 10377 nucleotides long. The record is from the annotation of a GenBank genome assembly. NCBI's taxonomy places the organism in Eukaryota, Metazoa, Arthropoda, Arachnida, Sarcoptiformes, Oppiidae.